UGUUUUGUGUUAUUGCACAUCGCCUGCGGACUGCCAUGGCUACGGCGGAGCAGCCGCAGAUCGAGCACAGCCACCUCGCCAUCAGAGGCCUCAACCUCCACGUAGCCCAAGCAGGCACAGGUGAGGUCGGGACGGUGCUGUUCCUGCACGGCUUCCCGGAGAUAUGGUACUCCUGGCGUCACCAGAUGCUGGCCGUGGCCGCCGCCGGGUACCGCGCCGUCGCGCCGGACUGGCGAGGGUACGGGCUAUCCGACCAGCCGCCGGAGCCGGAGGCGGCGUCCUACCAAGACCUGCAGGAUGAUCUCCUCGCCAUCAUGGAUGCGCUCUCCGUCCCCGAGGAACCAGGAAGAGCGGAGGCGGAUUUUGGCCGGUAUGACGUCAAGCGAGUCGUGCGCACCAUCUACAUUCUCUUCUCUAGAAGCGAGAUCCCGGUAGCAAACGAGGAUCAAGAAAUCAUGGAUCUCGCGGACCUGUCGACUCCUCUUCCAGAGUGGUUCACCGAGGAGGAUCUUGGUGUCUACGCGUCCCUGUACGAGAAAUCCGGUUUCAGGUACCCAAUGGAGAUGCCAUAUAGGUCUCUCCAUAAGAGGCAACGAAUCGAGGAUCCCAAGUUCCAAGUCCCGGUGUUUGUCGCCAUGGGGGAGAAAGAUUAUGUCUUGAAGUUUCCUGGGAUCGAGGCCGUCUUGAAAGAUGGCGUCAUGGCAAAGUUCGCGCCAGACCUGAAGGUCACAUACAUCCCUGACGGAAGCCAUUUCGUGCAGGAGCAGUUCCCCGACAUGGUCAAUGAGCUCCUCCUUAGCUUCCUGAAGGACCAUCCUGUGGCUUGACAGAUGAUCUGUGCUUCACUUGAAGUUGAUCUCAGAAGCAUCAUAUACAGUCCGUGAUGUUAUGAAAUUAUUAUAUGAGCUUUCACCGAAGGAUAUGUGAUGGCUGCUAAUGCUUUUCUAGUGAA
This is a messenger RNA of Lolium rigidum, 952 nucleotides long. Its product is annotated as AB hydrolase superfamily protein YfhM-like. The record is from RefSeq and is a predicted model, not a curated record. Lineage: Eukaryota; Viridiplantae; Streptophyta; Magnoliopsida; Poales; Poaceae. The coding region runs from base 36 to 827 and encodes 263 amino acids. The transcript has 4 exons. Gene Ontology annotation, molecular function: hydrolase activity.